CACUAAAUUAUUAUGGAGCAAAAUUCUGCGAUGAACAGAGAAGACACACCAUCUUUAUUUUGGUAGUACCAGCCACCGAGCCAACCAGGGAGAGACAGAGACAGCAUCUCUGCCUACACAGUUAUUUUCCCAUUUCAUCUCUCUCUCCCUCUCUCCUGCUCUUGGAGACGGACACCAUGGCUGCCUUUCCUGCAGCUUACUAUCAAGGGCAGGUGACUGAUGAGGACAACGCAGAAGCGAUCGAUACAAUGGCGCAAGCGGAUCCGCAGGGGCCAGCGCCACCAGCAGAUGGAUACACAUGGAGGAAGUAUGGCCAAAAGUUCAUCAAAAAGAUCUCCAUGAACAGGAGCUAUUUCAGGUGCCAGAGAAGCAACUGUGAAGCAAAGAAACAGGUGGAGUGGAAAACUUCUAACUCACUUGUGAAAGUUGUGUAUACUGGGAACCACAAUCAUCCACCUCCAAGUUCUGCAGAUACCAACGGUGCUGGCUCUGGGGAGGAGCCACCUGCAACCAUGGACCAGUACAAUUUGGUCUACCAAGUCUUUGGGGACUCGCUUCCCCGAGGCUAGCCUUGUUUGCAGAUCGAUAUCCUACGUUCUUCAAGUUUGGGAAGAUCCUGUGACAUUGUUGGCAACACUAUCAUGCCACACUAGAAAUAUUGCAACGUGCCUGCCUAGCUUCUAUCAAUGUACAUAAACCUUAAUAAUUGGCACCUUUCUGUUCACAUAAAAAGCUAAUUCUUAUAUAAUUCUUACACAUAUA
Molecule: messenger RNA, 762 nt
Organism: Nymphaea colorata (pocket water lily)
Lineage: Eukaryota; Viridiplantae; Streptophyta; Magnoliopsida; Nymphaeales; Nymphaeaceae
Product: probable WRKY transcription factor 34
Exons: 3
Coding region: 177-569 (130 amino acids)
Biological process (GO): regulation of DNA-templated transcription
Molecular function (GO): DNA-binding transcription factor activity; sequence-specific DNA binding
Source: RefSeq, a predicted model, not a curated record